AUGGGCAUCUGGGUUCAUGCCGGCAGCUUUCUCACAUGGAGGAUGAAGGGACAGAGUAAUGGUCUGAAGAAUUCGCCUGCCAGCUGCCCCCCACAGUUGUCCAUCACAACUAGUACUGAAGAUGAUCCGGAGCGGCCCGAGCUCACUCCCAGCAGAGCCCUGUCUGCAGGUGAUGACUCAUCAGAGCUUCAGGGGGUGGCUGCCUUGGACAAUGCGGAUCAGCCAGACCACUCUACCAUCCAAGGGAGAGGAGCUCUGUCAAGGAUAGUCCGGCUGGUCGUGGUGCUUAGAGACUGGGCUAACAAAAGCUUGCGGGAGGAGGAGCAAAGGCCAGACUCAUUUCUCGAGCGGUUCCACGGGCCGGAGCUCCAGACAGUGACUGAAGGAGAUGGCAACGUCCAAGGGGACCAGGAAAAGGACGGCAGCAAACGCAAAAAGAAGAAAUGGGAGCUGUUUGUGGUGGAUCCUGCUGGAGACUGGUAUUACCGCUGGCUGCUUGUCAUUGCAGUGCCCGUCCUUUAUAACUGGUGCUUGCUUGUGGCAAGGGCCUGUUUCAGUGACCUCCAGAGGGACUACUGGAUCCAUUGGCUGGUGCUAGACUAUGUCUCGGACUGUAUCUACAUUGCCGAUAUUGUCAUUCGACUGCGCACAGGUUUUUUGGAACAGGGUCUGCUGGUCAGGGACCCGAAGAAGCUACGGGAUAACUACAUCACCACCUUACAAUUCAAACUGGACGUCCUCUCCAUCCUGCCAACAGACCUGGCCUACCUUGCAGUGGGAUUACAUCAGCCUGAACUACGCUUCAACCGGCUGCUGCACUUCUCCCGCAUGUUUGAGUUCUUUGACCGGACUGAGACCAGAACCAGCUACCCAAAUAUCUUCAGGAUCAGCAACCUGGUUCUCUACAUCCUGAUCAUCAUCCAUUGGAACGCCUGUAUUUACUAUGCCAUCUCCAAGGCCAUUGGGUUUGGGACGGACACCUGGGUGUACCCCAAUAUCACCGACCCUGAGUAUGGCUAUCUUGCCAGAGAAUAUGUCUACUGCCUCUACUGGUCCACUCUGACCCUGACCACCAUUGGGGAGACCCCGCCCCCUGAGCGCGACGAGGAGUACCUCUUCGUCAUUGUCGACUUCCUCAUCGGUGUCCUCAUCUUUGCCACCAUUGUGGGGAAUGUGGGCUCCAUGAUCUCCAACAUGAAUGCCACCAGGGCAGAGUUCCAGGCCAAGAUAGAUGCCAUCAAGCACUACAUGCAGUUCCGCAAGGUCAGCAGGCACAUGGAGACCAAAGUUAUCAAGUGGUUCGACUACCUGUGGACCAACAAGAAGGCUGUGGAUGAGCGUGAGGUCCUCAAGAACCUCCCUGACAAGCUGAGGGCGGAGAUUGCCAUCAACGUCCACCUGGAGACUUUGAAGAAGGUGAGGAUCUUCCAGGACUGUGAGGCUGGUCUGCUGGUGGAGCUAGUGCUGAAACUUCGACCACAGGUUUUCAGUCCAGGAGAUUACAUUUGCCGGAAGGGGGACAUCGGCAAGGAGAUGUACAUCAUCAAGGAAGGGAAGCUGGCGGUGGUGGCAGACGAUGGUGUGACCCAGUACGCUUUACUCACCGCGGGAAGCUGCUUUGGCGAGAUCAGCAUUCUCAACAUCAAAGGGAGCAAAAUGGGCAACCGGCGCACGGCCAACAUCCGAAGCCUUGGCUACGCCGAUCUCUUCUGCCUGUCGAAGGACGACUUGAUGGAAGCAGUGACCGAGUACCCUGAUGCCAAGCGGGUCCUGGAGGAGCGUGGCCGGGAGAUCCUGAUCAAGGAAGGGCUUCUGGAUGAGUCUGCGGCCGCAGAGAGCACGGAAGGGAAGGACACAGAGCAGAAGCUGGAGAGGCUGGAGUCCCACCUGGACACGCUGCACACCCGUUUUUCCCGGCUCCUGACUGAGUACAAUGCUGCCCAGCUGAAGCUCAAACAGCGCAUCACUGUCUUGGAGUCCAGGGUAAAGCAGUACAACCAGGACGAAUUCUUCUCGGACAGUUCAGACAGCCCCCUGGAGGAAGAAGAAGAAGCUAAAUCCAAAGGGCAGGAGUGAGGGCCACAGAUGUCAGCUCUGGCUGUGUCCUGCAUGGUGCUGAGAUGGUAUUUCCAGGAAUGCAUUGCUCCCAACGCCUUGUACGAGACUUAUCUCGAACCCCUAGAGGUGCUGCUGCCGGCUUUGGAUGGCUGGGAACUGAGUAGAGAGGAGACAGGUGACUCCAGUAGCUCUCACUCAGGUGUAUCUCUCUCCUUGCUGCCUUUAUCCAAGACCUCAGAGAUCAGUAAAAGCAUGAGACUGACCUCUGCUGCCGCUAACAUUUCCUUCAAGCUCCUGCAGGGAGCCUGCUGUCCUCUUUCUGGCCUUAGAGAUCAGGACUCCAGUAACUCAGCGCCUUGUACAUGGGAGUCAGUGAGGACUCCUGGGCCCCGGCAUGGCCUAGGUGGGGGUGCAUAAGCAUUGAUGUAGUCAGAGAUCUUCUCUUCUUCUUCUUCUCCCUUUUUUAAUGGGGUGGUGAGGAGGAUGCCCUUUUGUUAUCUGAUGGGAAUGCUGGUCCUUCUAAACCGCACGAGAGAAACUGAACCAUAAACCAGAUGCUCAUUAAUGUAAUUUUGGUAUCUGCUUUUGUAACACACUCACUAUGUUAUGUAAAUACUUCUUUUCCAGUG
Molecule: messenger RNA, 2687 nt
Organism: Caretta caretta (loggerhead turtle)
Lineage: Eukaryota; Metazoa; Chordata; Testudines; Cheloniidae
Source: RefSeq, a predicted model, not a curated record